This is a messenger RNA of Neomonachus schauinslandi (Hawaiian monk seal), 1206 nucleotides long. RefSeq names its product phosphoethanolamine/phosphocholine phosphatase 1 (gene PHOSPHO1). The coding region runs from base 387 to 1190 and encodes 267 amino acids. NCBI's taxonomy places the organism in Eukaryota, Metazoa, Chordata, Mammalia, Carnivora, Phocidae. The record is from RefSeq and is a predicted model, not a curated record. The transcript has 4 exons. Gene Ontology annotation, molecular function: phosphatase activity. Gene Ontology annotation, biological process: bone mineralization involved in bone maturation.
GGUGGGCCCGGGUGCUGCGGCAGCCGCAGCGCCAGCCGCGGCUCGGGCUCCGGCUCCCGGGCAUUUAAAGGGGACGCGGCGGCUGCCCGGGGGGAUGGGGGGCAGGUGGAGGGGGCGACCCAGACGCACAUCAUCCACGGGCCCUCGGGACUGGAGGGACUCGUGAGCCGGAGCCCAGAAAUCCGGGGGUGGAUAAGACACCGCGUCCCCUCCAAUUCCCCCAUCUGGAGAAGCUCCUAGAUCCUGUCCCCCUUUUCUCUGAGGGACUCUUUUUGGUGACCACAAAAGGAUUUGGUCACUUAGGACAAAGCUGCCAGAGGAGCUCUGGACGACGGCUGGAGGCCGACAGAGUCCCUACAGGUGGUGCCCAGGGUGAUGCAGUGACAAUGAGCGGGUGUUUUCCAGUUGCUGGCCUCCGAUGCCUGUCUAGGGACGGCGGGAUGGCCGCGCAGGGCGCGCCACGCUUCCUCCUGACCUUUGAUUUCGACGAGACGAUAGUGGACGAAAACAGCGACGACUCGAUCGUGCGCGCCGCGCCGGGCCAGCGGCUGCCCGAGAGCCUGCGGGCCACCUACCGCGAGGGCUUCUACAACGAGUACAUGCAGCGCGUCUUCCAGUACCUGGGCGAGCAGGGCGUGCGGCCGCGGGACCUGCGCGCCAUCUACGAGGCCAUCCCCCUGUCGCCCGGCAUGAGCGACCUGCUGCAGUUCGUGGCCAAGCAGGGCUCCUGCUUCGAGGUGAUCCUCAUCUCGGAUGCCAACACCUUCGGCGUGGAGAGCGCGCUGCGCGCCGCGGGCCACCAAGGCCUGUUCCGCCGCAUCCUCAGCAACCCGUCGGGGCCCGACGCGCGGGGGCUGCUGGCGCUGCGGCCCUUCCACACGCACAGCUGCGCGCGCUGCCCCGCCAACAUGUGCAAGCACAAGGUGCUCAGCGACUACCUGCGCGAGCGGGCCCACGACGGCGUGCACUUCGAGCGCCUUUUCUACGUGGGCGACGGCGCCAACGACUUCUGCCCCAUGGGGCUGCUGGCGGGCGGCGACGUGGCCUUCCCGCGCCGCGGCUAUCCCAUGCACCGCCUUAUCCAGGAGGCGCAGAAGGCCGAGCCCAGCUCCUUCCGCGCCAGCGUGGUGCCCUGGGAAACUGCCACCGACGUGCGCCUCCAUCUGCAACAGGUGCUGAAGACGUGCUGAGGACGGCGGCCUGCAG